Molecule: messenger RNA, 3842 nt
Organism: Dendronephthya gigantea
Lineage: Eukaryota; Metazoa; Cnidaria; Anthozoa; Malacalcyonacea; Nephtheidae
Product: centromere protein C-like
Exons: 17
Coding region: 102-3401 (1099 amino acids)
Biological process (GO): kinetochore assembly; attachment of mitotic spindle microtubules to kinetochore; spindle attachment to meiosis I kinetochore
Cellular component (GO): kinetochore
Molecular function (GO): centromeric DNA binding
Source: RefSeq, a predicted model, not a curated record
GGCGCGAAGUUGGAAAUUCAAAAAUGUCUGUUUAUGUUUUCAUAUAUUUUUGUAUUUUCGUGUAGUUUACUGAUAUAACUUGUGACAUAUACUGCUUAAAAAUGGCAACAAAGAGUCGGCGGUCUUUGUCAGGUUUGCACAAUAAGCCGUAUAUUGGCAGACGUACUGGCAAGGUAAUAGAGGUCAAUGCCAGAUUGGAUAAAUUUGGUUUUGAACAUGUCAGUGACUAUUUUCCAGACACAGACUCUGAAUCUGAAAAUGAAACUACUGAGCACCAUGAGCACAUCCAAGAAAAUAACAAUCAAUCAGCAAUCAACAAAUCUGUAAAGAAUCCUUUGAACAAACAAGUCUCCUCCCCUGCUACUGAGAGUGAAAAAGUGUCUGUUUCUCCAUCAGACAAACAGAUUUCUUUGCCAAAAUCACCUGAUCUCUCUACAGAUAAAAGGGUUCCCUCAACAGGUAAACCUGUUUCUCCAUCAAACAAUCAAGUUCUGUCAACAGUUCAGAGAAUAAAUAGUAUGCCACCAGCAAGUAUCAACUGUUCCAAUAUAAUGAUACCAUCAUCUCCAGAAGAGAAUGUCAUUCCUGGAAGUACCAGAAAAAAGUUACGGUUUUCAUUAGGCAACACAAGCAUCCUUUGUGAAGAAGAACGUUUGGAUAUCCAGCACAGUUUGAUUUCUCCAAACCAGCAAAAUGAUCCGGUUGAAGAAGAGUACACCGUAACCGACCAUGUGAAAGAAUCGCGAUCUAAAAAAGCCUCGAAUAACAAAGAAGAAAGAAGCAACAGUCGAGAAUCAAGCGAAAAUGUAGAAGAGUUACUGACACAAGAGGUCUGCAAGCGCAGCGGCACGUUCUUAACCUUGAAGAAACCGAAAAACACUUUAAAGGGAAUAUUAUCUAGAAGCACCGGCAAUGCUACAGUUGACGAUACCCAUGAAGAACCCAAAACAUCCAGUCAUAGCGCAUCAAAGAAUCCUGAGACAUCCCGAGGAGAGAAAGCAGUUCAGGUUCAAAAAUCCAAAGUGUCGCCCGAAAUCGAGGUUGUCUCGACCACAAGUUCACAAUCGACUAAAAAAGCGACUCGAAGCCGAAUCCCUGUACGAAGAAAGAAGGGGGUAAAGCUUACUUUUCAAGUGAGGUCUCGUCGAAAGUCCUCGCCAAAGACAAAGAGCCCCGAGGAUCAAACGUCGGCGAAAACGCAAUAUCGGAAAACCCCAGGAGCAAAAAAAGGACAGCGGAAAACGACGGCCGGGCAUGUGGAAACCGAAGACGCGGAAACCGGAGACGCGGAAAAUGAUAAUGCGGAUGGACAAGGCAAUGAUGCAGAUGCGAAAUCCUCGAUUGAAGACUCGGUGGACACAGAAUCAGUUACAAUUGAAAAGAGCUCCGAAAGCCAGCAAAAGGCACACACAACCGUACCCCGCUCAAAGAGAGUUACAAGAUCUUCCAAACGAGUUGAUGGCGGUCAGGAGGAAGAGUUGGGCGUUGAACAAACUCUGGAACCAUCAGAGAAAAAGACAACAAGUAAAACCCAAACUAAGGCCAGAACUGUUUCGAAGGUACCAAUUUCAACCCGCACAGGAAAAAUAAGAAAUAUAGCUAUUGCGAAUCAAGAUGCUCAGGACGCACCAAAUGAAUUUAAUAUGGAUACCACGGAGGAGAGCAAAAUUCCAGUUUCACUACGAAAGACAAACUCUAACCAAGGAAAGGCAACGAAAACGGCCAAACAGAUUCAAGAUUCUGAUGAUAUUUUGGAGAAUGGUUUGGACGCCGACCUACCAAUAAUCCUCGAUGACGACCGGUCUCUACGCCUCAAAGACGAUGCCACAAAACACCCAGCUUCCAGUCGUUCUCUGCGAAAUACAGCGAAAACCCAGUCGCGGCAUGCCUCUCAGAACCAAAAAACGAGUGACAGUAACAGCAUUUUAGAAUCAGAAGAGAAUUUGUCAAUUACCCCCCAUAAACAAACAGCACAGAAAAAGCAAAAAAAUGCACGAUCUAAUGAAAACCCACUUAUGUCAAAAACAAGAAAUACGAGAUCAAGAAAAGCAAACGAAACUACUUUAGAGGAAGAAAACAAAGAAUCUACAAUCAACAAAUCAACGUCGAAGGUCACUGCAGCUGAAAAACAGGGGGGAAAUACCCGUAGUUCAACAAAAAAUGCAAGUAAAAUUUCACCAAACGUUUCUCGUGAUUCACUCGAGAAUGAGUCCGAAAGUGAGUGUGAGGAAUCAAAUACAGUUGAUCAUUUAGCUAACUCGUCUGUCGCCUCUUCCCCAAGACGGAGUUAUUUAACAAGGUCUAGCAAUGAUUCCAUAUCGAACAAUGCAGGGGAUGAUUCAUUGAAUGUGACUGGAACGAAAUCGAGGGCUUCGCGGAAAAGAAAGAGUGAAAACUCAAAUUCGGAAGUCGUUGAGAAGAAACCUGCAAAAAUGACUGGAAAACAGGGAACUACUGCAAAAACUGCGAAAUCGAACACAAAAUCUCGAGGUGGAUACAAAUCAAAAACAAACCAAGGUGCCAUUCAAAACUCUGGAUUUUCGUCAGAUGACGAAGCCACAACUUCCUGUAAAGGUAACAAUGUUUCCAAUGAUACAGUGGGCAGUCCAAUAUCGAUGUCGAGUCCAGAGACUGAUGAUAAUCCGUCUACAAUCAAGGCACGGCGAAAUAAAAAUAAACGAACGUUGAAAAUCGACAGUAUCGCCGCUGAAAAUGAUAACACACAGAUCAGUGAAACUGACGAAGGUCUUAGACGAAGCCAGAGGAAUCGAGUUCCGUGUUUACAAUAUUGGAAGAAUGAUAGAAUUGAAUAUGAAAGACGACAAUCAGGUUGGGUUGUGAAAAAUAUUAUUGUAAACCCUACGCCUGCACCCACUCGUCGCAAGAGGCGAGCAGUUUAUAGAUCAUCGAAAUAUCGCUCCAAGAGAGCAAACAGAUUUCGGAGCACAUCUGAAGAUGAAUCGGAUUCGAGCGACAUGGAAAUUCCCGACGGAAUGACAGAAGAAAUGGAUGCUAUGGCGACAGUCGUAGACGCCGAUACUUUAGAGGAUGUCCAAAUGAAGGUUCUUCACAAUAACGAAAAUCUAGAUUUCAGAUCACCGACAUCUAACCGAGAUGGCAAGGAUGCGCCACUAUUACUUCAUAAGUAUUUCUCGCAAAAGAAAUUUGGAGCUGGGGAGAUCAUACUCAAACCCGGUGCUGAAAAGGGGCGUCAACACGUUCGAAGGAAUAUAAUGAUAUUUCACAUUCUGUCUGGAAAUAUCCUGUUUUCAAUCCAUAAUCAAAAUUUUACCGUAACGAAAGGAUCAACAUUUUUUGUACCUCAAGGUAAUAUGUACAAUCUCAAAAAUCUGAGCAGAAAACGAGAUGCCCGCUUGAUCUUCUCUCAAAUAAAAGAAUAGUGCUGGGGAAAAUUUCUUAUCUUUCUAUUAUGUCCAUUAUAUUCUGUAAAUAGUUCCACAAGUUCUUUGUUUUUGAUAGGAUAUUCAUAAUUUCUUAUUACGAUCUUUAUUUCGAUAAAAAAUCAUUUUAUUCAGAGUUAUCGAAAGCGAAAGCAAAUUACUGGCAGUUUUUUUGUGUCUGUUCUUCAGUAUAGGGGAACGUCAAAAAGGCAACCUCAAAUUUAUGACCAUUUAAAAAAAAAGCCAUCUUGAAAUUCUAGAUAUAAUUAAAUGAAAAAAUCCUGUUCAGGCACAACGAGUCAUUACCGAAAAUAUCGGAUAUUGCGGUGCCCGCGCCAAGUUUGGCACCGCAUUAUAUUCUGCCUGUGAGUUUGUUUGUUCGCAUCAAUACGUUUCCUUAAUCGCCUGUUAAAAAUUCCUUGCACAUGCUUGGAAUUUAUU